Messenger RNA from Vitrella brassicaformis, 1526 nucleotides. The record is from the annotation of a GenBank genome assembly. NCBI's taxonomy places the organism in Eukaryota, Vitrellaceae.
GGACAACAUCUGUUGACUCAUCUCAUCCAGCUGAUCUGAUCUGAGCUCUCGCGGAAGUUGACCGCUGCGGUCGCAUGAGCAGAUGAAUGCCACAGCAGCUCUCACAUGGCAGCUGCGUCGGCCAAUCAGACCCCCGCUGCCUCCCUCCCUCCUUCCAUCUAUCUGCCCCCCCGUCCCCUCCUCCCCCUGCUCCCUCCCACUGCCACUGCACACCACCAGAGGCCUCUGCUCCAUCGCCACUGGCGGCCUCACCCGUCCUAUGACCGUUCCCACCUUCUUGCGCACCGACAGCGGCAUCCACAUAAACAUAGUGCAGCCUCAGCCAUGGCAGGCCACUCAGUCGCGUUAUGGCGGUCGGAGUGGCGGCCCUCUGAAGCGCAAGAAGAAGCCCCAUGACCCCCGGGUGAUUCAGACGGGUUUGGGGCACCGGAUGGAGUUCUUCUGGCGCAAGAGGGAGCGGCGGACGCGGUAUCCGCUGGUGCAGAACGUGCGGCCCAACCUGAUAUGGGACAGCCAGUUCAAAAGGUGGCUCGUCAUGUGGUACAAGGGGGGCUUCCAGGUCUUCAGGCCCUUCAACGCCACACGAGACAGAUUCGAAAGGGUGCGUGCGAUCGAUGCGUUAAAUGAGCAGAUGGAUGGACACGGGCACGGCACCACACACACCGAAUCAAUGAAUGGGGAUGGAUGGGUGGUCAUUGGUUUGUGGUCUGCGUGUGCGUGUCCGCCUGAAUGAUGUUGUCAGGCCCGGGCCAAGGCGAUGAUUCUGAUGCGGCAGCUGGAGAAGGCGGGAAGGCUGCAGAAGUGAGAAUUACACACACGGAGGGAGGGAGGGAGGGAGGGAGGGCCUCCACUUCCCUCCCUGUGUGUGUAGGCUGCCUGCCCCCGACAUCUGCAAGAGCGGCGUGCGGGGUGUCUUCUACGACGGCGAAGAGAAGCUCUGGAUCGCUGUGUGGAAACAAAACGGUGCCGCGGGAGGAGGGAGAGGGGCAGGUCGCUGCAGAUGGCAAGGUCACUGAUCCUUCGUCUGUGUGCCUGGUUUGUGCAGGAUUGCGUCGCUUUCGAUGCUUCCCUGCACUUGAGAUGGGCUUCGAUCAGGUGGCUACACAGACACAGAUCACAUUGCUUAUUGAUGUCUACGUGUUAUCAAUCAUGGCCAGUGUGGUGUGUGUUUCAUUCCUGUCUGUCUGUCUGUCUGUCUGUCUGUCUGUCUGCAGGCCUUCAAGGCUGCUGUGGCCGUGAGGCGGCAGAAAUUGGCGGAAUUCCACGAGUUUGUGCCGCAGGUGGGUUGGUUCUCGGACACACACAUGCAUGGACAUCCACAUCUACCCACCCACCCAGGGAUGCGAUGCCACUGAUCCAUCCCGUCUGCCUGAUUGAUUCUAUGUAUGUGUUUGUGUGUGUCAGCGAGAGCGCAUUCGAACUGGUCGGGAGCAGUACAAGGCCAAGGCAUCGUGAUGAAGCCUGCCUGCCUGCCUGCCUUUAUGUAUGUGCAAAAUCAAUCCAUGCACGACAGUCGAGUCAUCCCC